AUGUUUAGUAAAUACCCAAAACAAUUAUGGAAGAACAGCCAUUUUAUUGCUAGCCAGAGUGGUCACUCUUCUGUUGUCGCUUUCUUACUCAACAAUGGGGCAGACCCUAAUUUACCUGAUAAUGAAGGUUGGGCACCUCUUACGAUAGCCAGUCAAAAUGGACAUGGUGAUGUAAUUGAGAUAUUACUAAGGAAGAAUGUUCCAGUAACACCCAAACAAAAAGGGAAUAACAGCUAUUUGUAUGCUAGCCACCAUGGUCACUCUUCUGUUGUCUCUAUGUUACUUAGCAAUGGGGCAGAUGCCAACCUAGCUAUGACCAAUGGAUGGACACCUCUUAUGGCAGCCAGUCAAAAUGGUCAUGCUGAUGUUGUUGAGAUACUACUUAACAAGAAUGCUCUAGUCAACACCCAAAACAAUUAUGGAAAAACAGCCAUUUAUAUUGCUAGCCAGAAUGGUCACUCUUCUGUUAACACCUUACUUAGAAAUGGAGCAGACCUUAAUUUACCUGGCAAUGAUGGCUUAAAUACCCAAAACGAAAAAAGGAUAACUGCUAUUUAUAUUGCUAGUCAGAGUGGUCACUCUUCUGUUGUUUCUACCUUGCUUAGCAAUGGGGUAGAUCCCAGCCUAGCUACGAGUGAUGGCUGGACACCUCUUAUGGCAGCCAGUCAAAAUGGUCAUACUGAUGUUAUUGAGAUAUUACUUAAUAAGAAUGUUCUAGUAAACACUCAAAACAAUUACGGAAGAACAGCCAUUUAUAUUGCUAGCCAGAAUGGUCACUCUUCUGUUGUUUCUUCCUUACUCAAGAAUGGGGCAGAUCCUAAUUUAUCUGACAAUGAUGGCUGUACACCUCUUAUGGAAGGAGAAACAGCUAUUUGUAUUGCUAGCCACCAUGGUCACUCUUCUGUUGUUUCUACCUUACUUAGCAAUGGGGCAGACCCCAACAUAGCUGACAAUGAUGGCUGGACACCUCUUAUGGUAACCAGUCUAAACAGUCAUGAUCCCAACAUAGCUGACAAUAAUGGAUGGACACCUCUUAUGAUAGCCAGUGUAAACUCUUAUGGUGAUGUCAUUGAGAUACUUCUAGAGAAUAAUGUUCCAGUAAAUACCCAAAACAAAAAGGGAGUAAACACCUAUUGUAUUGCUAGCCAGAACGGUCACUCUUCUGUUGUUUCUACCUUACUAAGAAAUGGGGCAGAUCCCAACUAG
This is a messenger RNA of Gigantopelta aegis, 1206 nucleotides long. Its product is annotated as ankyrin repeat domain-containing protein 29-like. Lineage: Eukaryota; Metazoa; Mollusca; Gastropoda; Neomphalida; Peltospiridae. The record is from RefSeq and is a predicted model, not a curated record. Gene Ontology annotation, molecular function: protein binding.